Theileria equi strain WA is the source of this 1653-nucleotide messenger RNA. Its product is annotated as signal peptide-containing protein. The transcript has a single exon. The coding region runs from base 1 to 1653 and encodes 550 amino acids. The record is from RefSeq and is a predicted model, not a curated record. NCBI's taxonomy places the organism in Eukaryota, Apicomplexa, Aconoidasida, Piroplasmida, Theileriidae.
AUGAAGGGUUUAGCUGUUCUUUGUUUCAUCUUUAUCUGUAAAAUUUGCAGUGCUGGAUUUCCUUGGUGUUUUAAAGUUGGAAAUAAUAAGGAUAAUACUUUUGAUCACAGUGUAAUUGAUAUAACUAUUAAAGAGCCUCCAAAUGUAUAUGUUGGCGGUAGCACAAGUGAAAGAUUUUUUUGUCCUAAAGUUGACAAUAGUAUUAAGGCUGUUGUUGAAGGCUCUCUUUUGAUUUGGCAAGUUGGAGAAGGUGAAUCAUGUACACUUGUAAAGGUCAGAUUUAAGGGUGAUGAACCUGUAUAUAUAAAAAUGAGCGUAGUGAAAGAUGGUGCCCCUCAAAUUGAGAUUUUUGGAAAGGUGAAUGGAGAAUGGAUAUCAGCUGAUAGAUUUAAUUCAAGAAUAAGUGGAUCCACAAAAAUGAAUAUAGAAGAUAUCGAAAAAGGAGCAUGUAAAAUAUCUAAUAAUAAUCCCUCUAGAUUAAACCUUACAUACCCUAACAAAGAAAUGGUAGAAAUUAACGAGAGUGAGAUUAAUGGAGUUAAACGCAUAGUAUAUACACCAAGCGAUGAAGUCGCUGUUAAUGAAAUUUAUGACGAAGGGUUGACACUAUGGAGGGCCCCUGGAAAUGAAAAGUGUACAUUUGUAGAACUGUUCAUAAAGAAUAGCCACAAAAUUCUUUAUUUGGAAAUUUAUUCUGAGGAAACGUUUGAGCCAAUGUAUUUUGAACACCAUGGAGGAACAUGGUUAUAUACAACAAAAGACGCAUUUAAUUCUGGUUUUGUAAAUAUACUGAACCUCAAAAAUGAAAAUACAUCAAAAAGAUCUCUGGUAGUAAAUAAGUUAGCAGAGAACCUCAGAGGCAUCCCAGAACAAAAUGAUACUAGAGAACAUAUGCCAAAUGAUUCCCCUUUGCCUGGGGCUUUAAAAGAGGGAGGUAUUCCCUUUGACCAUUUGGACCCUUGGAACAUGUGCACAUUAGAAUCAACUGCUAGAUCUUCUUUGCGGGCAAGAGGCAGACAUGUUAACGCGGAAUAUGUUCCUGUUCCACCUUUACAAAUUACUCCAUCUGGGUUGAAAGUGGAAUCUUCACCUACAUCGCAAUCAAUAUCUACGAAUUUGAAGGAAAAUGAUUCUGGUAUAUCAACAAAUGGGAACGACAAUUUGGAGUAUAUCCCCCUUCUGCCAAAUGAUUGUGAGUAUUCUACACAAAUUGUGGAGAAUAUGUGUACUGGAAAUUUUGAUUAUCUUCCAGCAGCUUCACCCAACAAGUUUUUUAUGGACAUUCAGAAUGAUAAAGAGGAUGUUAGGUUGGACUUUGAUAAUCCUAAUAGAGAAAAAAUUAUUAUAGGCGAACGUGAUUCUUGUGGUGUGAAACAAAAAACAUAUUCUCCGAGGGAUGAAGUAAAUCUUACAUCUGUUUUUUGCGGGUCGCAAAAGUUGUGGAUAGCUGAUCCUGGUGAAAAAUGCACAUUUCUAGAGUAUUCAUCAAAGGAAGGAAGUAUUCUAGUUUAUUUAGAAGUUUAUAAUAAUGACCUCUUCCAUCCAAAGUUUUUCACAAAAACUGAGAACCUCUGGAGCGAAAUGGACCUUGUGGAAUUUUCUAGUAAACUAAAGAGUAUGAGAAACGCUAAAACCUCUUCAGAUAAGUUAUGA